GGUGCCCGCAGCAGCCCCCUCUUCCUGCAGUGCCAGUACUCGCUGGGCUGCGGGGUGUCCUGCGCCCUCAGUUUCCUGCUGGAGGGGGCCCCCCACAGCACCUGCAACCUGGCGCUGGCCGCGGGGCUAGCGGGGCUGCUGGCCGCCCAGGCCCAGCGCCUGGCCCGGCACGUCUGCACCCUCUACGAGCUGCACAGCCGCGCACGCUACUGCGGCGUCUGCAUCCUGCUGCUGGCUUCGGGCCACGGCAUCCCCCGGCUGCUCCGCACCGCGCUGGAGGGGGACCUGGCGGCCGUGGCGCUCAUCAACCGCGACUUCCUCUCCGCCGCCGAGGCCGUUCGCUUCUGGACGCCGCUCACCAUCUGCUACACACUGCUGGUCAUCUACAUGCAGGAGGAGCCGCAGUCAGGCGGUGGCAGGCAGGGGGCUCACCGGACGGCGCUGGUGCGGAUGGGCGGCCUCCUGGUCCUGCUCCUGGCCAUUGGGCGCUGGAGCGACGUCCUCCACGUCCUCAUCUCGCUGCUGGCCGAGCUCUGGUGCCUGCACCGUGCCCGUGCCAUGCUGGACGCGUGCCGGCAGCAGGAUUUCACCCAGCAGCCGCGGUUGGUGUCGGGAGUGGAGGAGACGUCGUGA
This is a messenger RNA of Mesitornis unicolor (brown roatelo), 633 nucleotides long. RefSeq names its product transmembrane protein 82 (gene TMEM82). The record is from RefSeq and is a predicted model, not a curated record. NCBI's taxonomy places the organism in Eukaryota, Metazoa, Chordata, Aves, Mesitornithiformes, Mesitornithidae.